This is a messenger RNA of Acomys russatus (golden spiny mouse), 3562 nucleotides long. It is a transcript of the gene Epha8, whose product is annotated as EPH receptor A8. The record is from RefSeq and is a predicted model, not a curated record. Gene Ontology annotation, molecular function: transmembrane-ephrin receptor activity; protein binding; ATP binding. Lineage: Eukaryota; Metazoa; Chordata; Mammalia; Rodentia; Muridae. The coding region runs from base 7 to 3021 and encodes 1004 amino acids. Gene Ontology annotation, cellular component: neuron projection; plasma membrane. Gene Ontology annotation, biological process: axon guidance; cell surface receptor protein tyrosine kinase signaling pathway; protein phosphorylation. The transcript is spliced from 17 exons.
CCGGCCAUGGCCCCCGCCCGGGCCCGCCUGUCCCCCGCUCUCUGGGUCGUCACGGCCGCGGCGGCGGCCACCUGCGUGUCCGCGGGGCGCGGCGAAGUGAACUUGCUGGACACAUCGACCAUCCACGGAGACUGGGGCUGGCUCACGUAUCCCGCUCAUGGGUGGGACUCCAUCAAUGAAGUGGACGAGUCCUUCCAGCCCAUCCACACGUACCAAGUGUGCAACGUCAUGAGUCCCAACCAGAACAACUGGCUGCGCACGAGCUGGGUGCCCCGUGAUGGCGCCCGGCGUGUCUAUGCCGAGAUCAAAUUCACUCUCCGUGACUGCAAUAGCAUUCCCGGUGUGCUGGGCACCUGCAAGGAGACCUUCAACCUCCACUACCUGGAGUCUGACCGGGACCUGGGCGCCAGCACACAAGAGAGCCAGUUCCUCAAGAUUGACACCAUCGCAGCUGAUGAGAGCUUCACAGGUGCAGACCUGGGCGUGCGGAGGCUCAAGCUGAACACGGAGGUGCGUGGCGUGGGCCCACUCAGCAAGCGCGGCUUCUACCUGGCCUUCCAGGACAUAGGCGCCUGCCUCGCCAUCCUCUCACUCCGAAUCUACUACAAGAAGUGCCCAGCCAUGGUGCGCAACCUGGCGGCCUUCUCGGAGGCAGUGACCGGGGCCGACUCUUCCUCGCUGGUAGAAGUGCGAGGCCAGUGUGUGCGGCACUCGGAGGAGCGUGACACACCCAAGAUGUACUGCAGUGCCGAGGGCGAGUGGCUGGUGCCCAUCGGCAAGUGCGUAUGCAGCGCCGGCUACGAGGAGCGGCGCGAUGCCUGUAUGGCCUGUGGGCUGGGCUUCUACAAGUCAGCCCCUGGGGACCAGCUGUGUGCCCGAUGCCCACCCCACAGCCAUUCUGCCACCCCUGCGGCCCAGACCUGCCGUUGUGACCUCAGCUACUACCGUGCAGCCUUGGACCCACCAUCAGCAGCUUGCACCCGGCCACCCUCAGCACCAGUGAACCUGAUCUCCAGUGUGAAUGGAACGUCUGUGACCCUGGAGUGGGCCCCUCCCCUGGAUCCAGGCGGCCGCAGUGACAUCACCUACAAUGCAGUGUGCCGCCGCUGCCCCUGGGCCCUGAGCCACUGUGAGGCUUGUGGGAGCGGAACCCGCUUCGUCCCACAGCAGACGAGCCUGGCGCAGGCCAGCCUGCUGGUGGCCAACCUGGUGGCCCACAUGAACUAUUCCUUCUGGAUUGAGGCAGUCAACGGCGUGUCCAACCUGAGCCCCGAGCCCCGUAGCGCUGCUGUGGUCAACAUCACCACGAACCAGGCAGCCCCGUCCCAGGUGGUGGUGAUCCGGCAGGAGCGGGCUGGGCAGACCAGCGUGUCACUGCUGUGGCAGGAGCCAGAGCAGCCCAACGGCAUCAUACUGGAGUACGAGAUCAAGUACUACGAGAAGGAUAAGGAGAUGCAAAGCUACUCUACCCUCAAGGCUGUCACCACUCGUGCCACCGUGUCAGGCCUCAAACCAGGCACUCGCUACGUGUUCCAGGUCCGAGCCCGCACUUCAGCAGGCUGUGGCCGUUUCAGCCAGGCCAUGGAGGUGGAGACCGGGAAACCUCGGCCCCGCUAUGACACUCGGACCAUCGUCUGGAUCUGCCUGACUCUCAUCACUGGCCUUGUGGUGCUCCUCCUGCUUCUCAUCUGCAAGAAGAGGCACUGCGGCUACAGCAAGGCUUUCCAGGACUCGGAUGAAGAGAAGAUGCAUUACCAGAAUGGGCAGGCACCCCCACCCGUCUUCUUGCCCUUGAACCACCCCCCGGGGAAGUUCCCAGAAACCCAAUUCUGUGCAGAGCCCCACACCUAUGAGGAGCCAGGUCGGGCAGGCCGCAACUUCACCCGAGAGAUAGAAGCAUCCAGGGUCCACAUCGAGAAGAUCAUAGGCUCGGGGGAGUCGGGAGAAGUGUGCUACGGCCGCCUGCAGGUGCCAGGCCAGCGGGACGUGCCUGUGGCCAUCAAGGCCCUCAAAGCUGGCUACACGGAGAGACAGCGACAAGACUUCUUAAGUGAGGCAGCCAUCAUGGGCCAAUUUGAUCACCCUAACAUCAUCCGCCUUGAGGGUGUUGUCACCCGUGGCCGCCUUGCAAUGAUUGUGACUGAGUACAUGGAAAACGGCUCCCUGGAUGCCUUCCUCAGGACCCACGAUGGCCAGUUCACCAUCAUGCAGCUGGUGGGCAUGCUCAGAGGGGUGGGCGCCGGCAUGCGCUACCUCUCAGACCUGGGCUACAUUCACCGUGACCUGGCCGCCCGCAACGUCCUGGUAGAUGGCCGUCUGGUGUGCAAGGUGUCAGACUUUGGGCUCUCAAGGGCUCUGGAAGACGACCCUGAAGCGGCCUACACCACCGCGGGAGGGAAGAUUCCUAUUCGAUGGACUGCGCCCGAGGCCAUUGCCUUCCGCACUUUCUCCUCAGCCAGCGAUGUGUGGAGCUUUGGUGUGGUCAUGUGGGAGGUGCUGGCCUAUGGCGAACGGCCUUACUGGAACAUGACCAACCAGGAUGUCAUCAGCUCGGUGGAGGAAGGUUAUAGGCUUCCAGCACCCAUGGGCUGCCCACGCGCCCUGCACCAACUCAUGCUGGACUGCUGGCACAAGGACCGCGCCCAGCGGCCUCGCUUCUCUCAUGUCGUGAGCGUUCUGGAUGCCCUGAUCCACAGCCCUGAGAGCCUCAGGGCCACAGCCACAGUUAGCAGGUGUCCACCCCCUGCCUUUGCCAGGAGCUGCUUUGACCUCCGAGGGGGCGGAAGUGGCAAUGGGGACCUCACUGUCGGGGAUUGGCUGGACUCCAUCCGAAUGGGCCGGUACCGGGACCACUUCGCAGCCGGCGGGUACUCCUCCCUUGGCAUGGUGCUUCGUAUGAAUGCCCAGGAUGUGCGUGCCCUCGGCAUCACCCUCAUGGGCCAUCAGAAGAAGAUCCUUGGAAGCAUCCAGACCAUGAGGGCCCAGCUGAGCAGCACUCAAGGGCCACGCCGGCACCUCUAACUCAUUGCCACUUGGUCCUGGUCAUAGCAGCUGUCAUGGGUUCUGUGGGACCCGUCAGCAGUCAGGGUAGCUCCCAAAGAUCUGCCACAGGUUCUAGAGUUACUAGGACAAGGUCCUUGGUGCUCCAGGUGGAGAGGACACCUGCCUUCUGAAGGCAUAGGACCUUGUGUCUUCCAGAGCCCGGGGCCUCUGACAUCAGAAGCCAACAGUGACAUCAUUCACCUAGCUGUGUGUGCAUGCAUGCGUGUAGGUGAUGGUAAGGGUGUGCUCCGCAAGGUCCUGGCAGCUGGUAGAAACAAUGUGUGCAAAUGUCUCUGUUCCCCUUCAGGCCCCAGCACAGAUGUGUGCAGGUUACCACGUGUGUGCUUAUCUACUAGGGGAGGAGCCACGUGUGUGUGACCACAGAUAAUGCAUCAUGAAUGAGGAGGCAUGACAGAGUGUGAGCAGGGAAUCUGAGCUGAUGCUGUCCAGUUCCCAGUACCUGUACGGAUCAGACAGAGGCUCACAUCUGCUCCCCACCCCACCCCAUCACCCCCCCCCC